Molecule: messenger RNA, 672 nt
Organism: Podospora pseudocomata
Lineage: Eukaryota; Fungi; Ascomycota; Sordariomycetes; Sordariales; Podosporaceae
Exons: 2
Coding region: 1-672 (223 amino acids)
Source: RefSeq, a predicted model, not a curated record
AUGAGCCUCCACAGCCUUCCCCUCGCCUACAAUGGGCACCGCCUCCACGACGGGACUCUUCUUCCUCGCCAAUGCAGCCUGCUCAGCCCUCACGCUCUCCAAAAUGUCCGGAUACCAAAUCUCACCCACAUCCUGAUGGCUCUUGACCCGGUUCCUCAACGUCGCCUCCCCCAACGUCUUGGCCACCCCUCCCUUCCUAAACGUAAACUCAACAUCAUCCAACCUUCCCCCAUUCUCCUCCAGCACCCUCCUCCUCAGUUCCUUAAUCUCCUCCUUCACCUGUCCCACCCCCACAUUCUCCAAAUCCUCAAACUCUGCGUCCCCGCUCACGCCCUGAAAGAAAGGAAUGCUAUACCUCGCCCCUUUGCCCGCCUCCGGAGACAAGACCCUCCAGGGCCGUCAAAGUACUUGUUGAAUGCGCCGGGAGGGAGGUCGAUGGCCUCGGCGAUGAGGGAGGUGAAGGAAAUGGAUAUCUCCCCCAUGCGGUUCAUGUACUCGGUGAAUGUCUCCCGGAAGUUGGGCAAGAUGGAUGAAGAGGGCCACUGGUUAGGCGCGAGGAGGUUGUCGUAUAAGGGGGCGUCGGGGCCGGGGAGGGGGUGCUCAGUAGACAAGUCGAUUUGCUCGCGGUGGUCGAUCCCACCGGCGGUGAUCUCGGCAGAGAGACGGGAGUAG